Molecule: messenger RNA, 1323 nt
Organism: Cydia amplana
Lineage: Eukaryota; Metazoa; Arthropoda; Insecta; Lepidoptera; Tortricidae
Gene: Psat1
Product: probable phosphoserine aminotransferase
Exons: 8
Coding region: 95-1192 (365 amino acids)
Biological process (GO): L-serine biosynthetic process
Cellular component (GO): cytoplasm
Molecular function (GO): pyridoxal phosphate binding; O-phospho-L-serine:2-oxoglutarate transaminase activity
Source: RefSeq, a predicted model, not a curated record
GUACAAACAAACAAGUUUGUAGGCCAGUCUCAAUUGAUAUCUCGGGAGAGAUACUUGUGCUUUUGCUCUUUCAAUAAUUCAAAACGAACCAGACAUGGUCAAAAUACAUAAUUUCGGUGCUGGUCCAGCAAAAUUACCAGAAGAAGUAUACGACAUCAUCAAGAAAGAACUUACAAAUUACGAAAACUCAGGAAUAAGUUUAUUGGAAACAAGUCAUCGGACCGCCACUUAUUUAAACUUAAACACAGAAAUUCAAACAGUAGUUAGGAGAUUACUGAAUGUGCCAGCAAAUUACAAAAUUCUGUUUCUGUCUGGAGGUGGACAAGGAGAAUUUGCUGCAGUCCCGCUUAAUCUGAUCUCUCGAACAGGAACCGCCGACUAUGUUGUUACGGGCGCCUGGUCAGCGAAGGCCGCUAAAGAAGCUAAGAAGUAUGGAAAGGUGAACAUCGUGACGCCGCCUACUGACCGUUACACGGAAAUCCCUGAUCAGUCUACGUGGAAGCUAGACCCCAACGCUUCUUAUGUACACAUCUGCACAAAUGAGACUAUACAUGGCAUUGAAUUUGACUUCAUCCCCGAUACUAAAGGAGUACCGCUAGUAGCUGAUAUGUCCUCCAAUUUCAUGUCCAAGAAAGUUGAUGUUUCCAAGUUUGGUGUUAUCUACGGAGGCGCUCAAAAGAACAUUGGCACAUCAGGAGUAGCCCUGGUCAUCGUGAGAGAAGACCUCCUGAACCAGGCUCUGCCGAUAUGCCCCUCCAUUCUCGACUGGACCGUCAACGCCAAAGCGGACUCUAUCCUCAACACGCCACCUAUGUUUGCCAUCUACAUAAUGGGUAGAGUGCUCCAAUGGAUCGAGAGGAAAGGCGGCCUUGACAAAAUGGCUGAACUGGCUACCAAGAAGUCUUCCAUCAUCUACAACAUCAUCGAAGAGUCCAAAGGCUUCUACUACGCCCCAGUCGCCAAGAAGGAUAGGAGCAGAAUGAACAUUCCGUUCAGGAUCGGCUCGCCGCAAGGAAAUGAUGCUUUGGAGAAGGAGUUUUUGAAAGGGGCCGAGGCUAUAGGAUUGAUUCAGCUUAAGGGACACAGGGAUGUCGGUGGGAUUCGGGCUUCAACGUACAAUGCCGUCACCGUCGAGGAAGUAGAGGCUCUAGCCAAGUACAUGAAGGACUUCUAUAGUAAGCACUCUAAGUAAUUACAUAUAUAAGUAGUUAAUAUUAAUACAGUACUAAUGUAAGGUACGUUGAUAGUAUUUUUGAUAUUAUCUUUUGUAUUUAGAGUUAUUGAUUGGCUGUGUAACGUUAUGAAUAAAUUUAAUAAUUGAAU